Messenger RNA from Periophthalmus magnuspinnatus, 1833 nucleotides. It is a transcript of the gene arid6, whose product is annotated as AT-rich interaction domain 6. The record is from RefSeq and is a predicted model, not a curated record. Gene Ontology annotation, cellular component: nucleus. Bases 114 to 1790 code for a protein of 558 amino acids. Gene Ontology annotation, biological process: regulation of transcription by RNA polymerase II. The transcript is spliced from 6 exons. Lineage: Eukaryota; Metazoa; Chordata; Actinopteri; Gobiiformes; Gobiidae. Gene Ontology annotation, molecular function: transcription cis-regulatory region binding.
AACAAACAGUGAAGACAGAAACUACUGCUAUAGACAUGCCAGAAGGAUCGGAGCCGCAUUGAGCCAAACAGCACCUUCACACAGAACUCCAAUAAUAUGAGAGUAAACUCCACAUGAUGGACAGCCAGAGACAAACAGAGAUGCUACAGAAAGAGAUCCAAGAGGAGAGAGGGAACAGACCAACUGAAGACAUCACAGAAGAACAUUUUCUUAAAGAACUGUACCUUUUUAUGAAGAAACGAGACACACCGAUAGAGAGGAUCCCACACCUGGGCUUCAAACAAAUUGAUUUGUACGUGAUGUUCAAGACAGUUAAAGAGUUGGGGGGUUAUCACCAGGUGACCGCUCAGCAGCUCUGGAAGCAGGUCUACAACACUCUGGGAGGAAAUCCUCGCAGCACAAGCGCAGCCACAUGCACCCGGCGCCACUAUGAAAAAUUACUGCUGCCGUAUGAGUGUCACAUCAAAGGCCUGCAUCUCAAUGCAGUGCAGCAGCCAAGGCACUAUCACUAUGUGGGCUACGGGAAAAAUGAAGAGGACGGCCCACUGCCUGCCAAACGCAGACCUGUGCUCUUCCCUUUGCAGAGUCCCCCAGAAGUUUUGUCGGAGCAUCACUCAGGCUUGUUUCCUCUAAGCCCCUCCUAUGCCAAAUUCUACUACCCUCCUUACCCCUAUCCUCCACUCCCACAAUCGCUCCUGCCUUCCCCACGGCUGCCCGUACCACCCCCACCUGUGUACUUAAGCUGCACCCCCGCCUUACCCAACCUCACAGAACGCCCACCUCCGUCGCCUAAUUGCUCGGACCACCUUAAAGACCCGUUGGAGCAUCUCCGUUACCUGGCCAAGCGGUAUGAGACCUCAACGGGGCUGUCAGAACCUCUCAACUUGAGCGUCAAAUCUCCGAACAGGGAUAUUACAACCAGUCCUGCGUCUUCCUUUGCCCCACCAUCAUCCAAUAAGAACCCAAAGUUUUUAAAUAAACCCUCCCCUUUAUACACAUCUCUGAAUACUAAUGUGAAAAGUGACGCAGAGGACGGUGGGGCAGCUACGGCUGAAACAUCAUUAUUCAGCAGCGUAAAAGACUCUCCAACUCCAAAGUCUCCAGAUAUUAGCACCGAUCCCGAGCAAAACAAGAAGGCAGCAAGUGAGAGAUGUCACAGUCCUGAAGUCAGCUGUAUAAAUGAGUUAAUAUCCUCGACUGGAGAAAAGGGAGGAAGAAUGGAAAUUGAAAUACCCCUUUCGGUGUUUAAUAAUUGGCUCCAAAUGUAUGGUCCCCAAGCCACUUUGAAUGCCUCGAGACAGCUGUUAAUUCAGGAGGAAAACACUAGAAAAAGUACAGUAACCGAGACGACGCCGGCAAACUUGACCUUUGAGAUAAAGCAGAGCAAGUCAGAUGAAGAAAAUCCACGACACAUGCCAAGUCAGAGAUCUCCGAGCCAGUAUCAAUGCAGCAAUCAUAAGCCCACGUUUGGUACGCUGAGAAACGCAGUAAGCAGAGAUGUUUAUGUAUUCAAUGACGCGAACAAGCCAUACAACAUUAAAAGCGUGCCUAUAGAGGGCUGGGGUAUGACAAGCAGAAGCGGACCAACACUCCCUAAGCAAGCUAACGUUAUCAUCAAUCCACCCGUUUUGCCACAGGACCACAGAACACCUAAGCCUUAUGUAACUAAAGAGCACAGGCAGCAGCAGCAAACUGAGUCAGAGGGUCUAAUGCAGAAGCCGGUUUCUAUGCUGCAACUGACCCCUGAAGAAGUGAUGAAACUCAAGAAAAUCAUCUCGAACUCUGCGUGACACCACCACUCCAAUCAACUCCACAGAUUGCAUUAUAUUUGUA